AUGUCUAUAGAAAUACUCCCCACCGAGAUAUUGGUACAGGUCCUCGAUGACGCCAGCCUCGAGAUCGGGGACCUUGCUAUCAUCUCAAGAGUAUCGCGCCGGUGGCAUUCAGCUGUCAUCCCUGUCCUGUACAGGCGCUUCACAUUCCGGUACUACCCUUCUUUAAAAUCGGAAGAGUACAAAAGACUGGAAAGCUUCAGCAAAUACGGCCAUCAUGUGAGACAUUUGAGCUUGCACAUCAGAGAUUGGGUUGAUAAGGAUGACACCGAGUCUGAGAUGUCGAAGUCCCUUCCUGAUGUCGCCACUUAUCUUAGAAUGCUUGACCCCUUUACCGAAGUCACGCAUGUCGAACAUUACGAUAUUGAUAUCCGAGGAGUAACCUGGCCGAUUUUUUGGGCUAUAUUGAAUUAUCUCGUCUCCGCAAAACCAAAGCUUAUCUCUUUGACUAUCCGACGAAAUCUUUAUUGGGGUUUGGCUCCUCCCUCGGACCAGGAUCUAGACCCUGAAACGCUAUUACCGACGCCCCGCCUCUCCAAUUUCACUUCCUUAAACCUCCAAGUGAACUACAAACGUACUGGACCCGAGAGUAUCGAAUCCUUUCCAUUCCUCGUAAAUAACCUUGUAUUGGCUCUGGGGGACUCUUGUCGAAAUGUCUCAAAACUCCAGCUCUAUCUGAUAAUGGGCGAGAACAAGAACCUGGAAAUACUAAAGGCCUUGCAGGAGAUUGAUUUCCCUUUGCUACCAGUGGAUAGUAUAAAGGAAUUGAGAUACGUUCUCCUACCUGGUAUUGUACCGCCCACACGCUUAUUCGACACAGAAUUUGGGGAUACCAAAGUUUUAACCGUACCAAGUUGGGUUUGUGGGCAUUGGAUGGGUCCGACUUGGGAACAGACACCGCCGGGAAAGUCAUUGAAGACCUUCAAAAACGUGGAGACUCUGCGUAUCACAGAUGUAUUCGAGACGGCCGAGGGAAACAAUCUUGAAAGAAAUCUCAAAUUUGUGGCAAAACACCUCCCAAAACUCCAGUCACUCAUUCUAGAAAAUGACGAAAGGCAAUUUUCGAUAUCCCGAAAGUCGGAUGGGUCUAUAACCUGGGAGGAAGUGGCAUUUGUGGUUUAG
Orbilia oligospora ATCC 24927 is the source of this 1119-nucleotide messenger RNA. RefSeq lists its product as uncharacterized. NCBI's taxonomy places the organism in Eukaryota, Fungi, Ascomycota, Orbiliomycetes, Orbiliales, Orbiliaceae. Gene Ontology annotation, molecular function: protein binding. The transcript is spliced from 3 exons. The record is from RefSeq and is a predicted model, not a curated record. Bases 1 to 1119 code for a protein of 372 amino acids.